AUGAUGAUGUGCGCAGCGACUGCCUCCCCUGCCGCCGCCUCCUCGGGGCCCGGCGGGGACGGAUUCUUACCAGCCGCCACCUUCUCUUCCUCCCCGGCGCCGGGGCCGCUGUUCAUGCCGGUUCCUGAGGGCUCCGUGGCUGCUGCGGGGCUGGGGCUGGGACUGGCCGCCGCGGACUCCCGGGGUCACUACCAGCUGCUGUUGUCAGGCCGGGCCUUGGCCGACCGCUACCGGAGGAUUUACACAGCUGCGCUCAGUGACAGGGACCAGGGGGGCAGCAGCGCUGGACACCCGGCCUCCAGGAAUAAGAAAAUUUUAAAUAAGAAGAAGUUGAAAAGAAAACAGAAGAGCAAAUCAAAAGUGAAGACAAGAAGCAAGUCUGAAAACUUGGAGAAUACAGUAAUCAUACCAGAUAUCAAACUACAUAGCAAUCCUUCUGCUUUCAAUAUUUACUGCAAUGUACGCCAUUGUGUUCUGGAAUGGCAGAAAAAGGAAACAUCAUUGGCAGCCGCAUCUAAGAACUCUGUGCAGAGUGGAGAAUCAGAUAGUGAUGAAGAGGAGGAAUCCAAAGAGCCCCCUAUCAAGCUUCCAAAGAUUAUUGAGGUUGGACUUUGUGAAGUUUUUGAAUUGAUCAAGGAGACGCGAUUUUCUCAUCCAUCCCUGUGUCUCAGGAGUCUCCAAGCUCUGCUCAACGUGCUUCAGGGUCAGCAGCCUGAAGGCCUCCAGUCAGAGCCACCUGAGGUCCUAGAGUCUCUCUUCCAACUCCUUUUGGAAAUCACUGUUCGAAGUACUGGAAUGAAUGACAGCACAGGACAGUCCCUGACAGCACUUUCCUGUGCUUGCCUCUUUAGUCUGGUGGCUUCUUGGGGAGAAACAGGAAGGACCCUUCAGGCCAUUUCUGCUAUACUGACCAACAACGGUAGCCAUGCUUGCCAAACUAUUCAGGUGCCAACAAUACUAAAUUCGCUACAGAGAAGUGUACAGGCAGUUUUGGUGGGAAAAAUUCAAAUUCAGGACUGGUUUAGUAAUGGCAUUAAGAAAGCAGCUUUAAUGCACAAGUGGCCAUUAAAAGAAGUGUCUGUUGAUGAAGAUGAUCAGUGUCUACUGCAGAAUGAUGGAUUUUUUCUUUAUCUGUUAUGCAAGGAUGGAUUAUACAAAAUAGGCUCUGGAUACAGUGGAACAGUUAGGGGCCAUAUAUACAAUUCUACAUCCCGCAUCAGAAACAGGAAAGAAAAAAAGUCUUGGUUAGGUUAUGCUCAGGGUUAUUUAUUAUAUAGAGAUGUGAAUAACCACAGCAUGACAGCCAUAAGAAUAAGCCCUGAAACACUGGAACAAGAUGGUACUGUAAUGUUACCAGAUUGCCACACUGAAGGUCAAAAUAUUUUAUUCACUGAUGGAGAAUAUAUUAAUCAGAUAGCUGCUUCAAGAGAUGAUGGCUUUGUUGUCAGAAUAUUUGCCACAAGCACUGAACCUGUGCUGCAACAAGAAUUGCAACUUAAACUGGCCAGAAAAUGCUUACAUGCUUGUGGUAUCUCACUAUUUGAUCUGGAAAAGGAUUUGCAUAUUAUAAGUACAGGAUUUGAUGAGGAGUCAGCAGUUCUUGGCGCAGGACGAGAGUUUGCACUAAUGAAAACAGCAAAUGGGAAGAUAUAUUACACUGGCAAAUACCAGAGUCUUGGAAUCAAACAAGGUGGUCCUUCAGCAGGAAAAUGGGUUGAGCUACCAAUUACAAAAUCUCCAAAGAUAGUACACUUCUCAGUUGGACACGAUGGCUCUCACGCCCUUUUAGUUGCGGAGGAUGGAAGCAUAUUCUUUACAGGAUCUGCUAGUAAAGGAGAAGAUGGCGAGUCAACUAAGAGCAGACGGCAAUCAAAACCCUAUAAACCUAAAAAGAUAAUUAAGAUGGAAGGAAAGAUUGUGGUGUAUACAGCCUGUAAUAAUGGAAGUAGUUCUGUUAUUUCUAAAGAUGGAGAACUAUACAUGUUUGGAAAAGAUGCCAUUUACUCUGAUAGUUCAAAUUUGGUAACUGAUUUGAAGGGCCAUUUUGUAACUCAGGUGGCUAUGGGCAAAGCUCACACUUGUGUUUUAAUGAAGAAUGGAGAAGUUUGGACGUUUGGUGUAAAUAAUAAAGGACAAUGUGGACGAGACACUGGUGCUAUGAACCAAGGAGGGAAAGGGUUUGGAGUUGAAAAUAUGGCAACAGCAAUGGAUGAAGACCUGGAAGAAGAGUUAGAUGAAAAAGAUGAGAAGUCCAUGAUGUGCCCUCCAGGCAUGCAUAAGUGGAAGCUGGAGCAGUGCAUGGUUUGCACUGUGUGUGGAGACUGUACAGGUUAUGGAGCCAGCUGUGUCAGUAGUGGGCGUCCAGACCGAGUCCCUGGAGGGAUCUGUGGCUGCGGCUCUGGAGAAUCUGGCUGUGCCGUGUGUGGAUGCUGCAAGGCUUGUGCAAGAGAGUUGGAUGGUCAGGAGGCCAGACAAAGAGGCAUUCUUGAUGCAGUGAAGGAAAUGAUACCUUUAGAUCUUCUUUUAGCUGUCCCAGUACCUGGGGUUAACAUUGAAGAACACCUUCAGUUACGACAAGAAGAAAAACGGCAGCGUGUAAUCAGAAGGCACAGAUUAGAGGAAGGAAGAGGCCCCCUUGUAUUUGCUGGUCCUAUUUUUAUGAACCAUCGAGAACAGGCUCUAGCCAGACUCAGAUCCCAUCCAGCACAGCUAAAGCAUAAACGGGACAAGCACAAAGAUGGAAGUGGAGAGCGAGGAGAAAAGGAUGCAAGCAAAAUCACAACGUAUCCUCCAGGCUCCGUGCGAUUUGACUGUGAGCUCCGGGCAGUCCAAGUCAGCUGUGGAUUUCACCAUUCAGUGGUUUUGAUGGAAAAUGGAGAUGUCUAUACAUUUGGUUAUGGGCAGCAUGGGCAGCUAGGACAUGGAGAUGUCAACUCCAGGGGAUGUCCCACUCUUGUUCAAGCAUUGCCAGGCCCUAGCACACAAGUCACUGCAGGCAGCAACCACACGGCAGUACUUUUAAUGGAUGGACAGGUCUUCACAUUUGGAAGUUUUUCUAAAGGACAGCUGGGCAGACCAAUUUUGGAUGUGCCAUAUUGGAAUGCAAAGCCAGCUCCCAUGCCUAACAUUGGAUCAAAAUAUGGAAGAAAAGCUACUUGGAUAGGUGCAAGUGGGGACCAGACUUUCUUACGAAUUGAUGAAGCACUUAUUAAUUCUCACGUACUUGCUACAUCAGAAAUUUUUGCCAGUAAACACAUAAUAGGCUUGGUACCUGCUUCUUUGUCAGAACCUCCUCCAUUUAAAUGUCUUCUGAUAAAUAAAGUGGAUGGGAGUUGUAAAACCUUUAAUGACUCAGAACAAGAGGAUCUGCAAGGAUUUGGUGUGUGUCUUGAUCCUGUGUAUGAUGUAAUUUGGAGGUUUCGACCAAAUACUAGAGAACUGUGGUGUUACAAUGCAGUGGUUGCUGAUGCCAGACUUCCCUCUGCAGCAGAUAUGCAGUCCAGAUGUAGCAUUCUAAGUCCUGAACUUGCCCUGCCAACAGGAUCAAGGGCUCUCACCACAAGAUCUCAUGCAGCUUUGCACAUUCUAGGUAGCGUUGCUAUUUGUUGUACAUUGUUUGAGUUAGGUCCUGAUGGAGGAGAUCAUGAAACUGAUGGGGACCUUCUUGCCGAGACUGAUGUGUUGGCUUAUGACUGUGCUGCUAGAGAAAAAUAUGCAAUGAUGUUUGAUGAGCCUGUUCUCCUGCAAGCUGGAUGGUGGUAUGUAGCAUGGGCCCGAGUGUCAGGACCCAGCAGUGACUGUGGGUCUCAUGGACAAGCAUCUAUUACCACAGAUGAUGGGGUUGUUUUCCAGUUUAAGAGUUCAAAGAAAUCAAAUAAUGGUACAGAUGUUAAUGCUGGUCAGAUACCUCAAUUAUUAUACAGACUUCCAACCAGUGAUGGAAGCGCUUCAAAAGGCAAACAGCAAACUAGUGAACCUGUACACAUUUUAAAGAGAUCUUUUGCAAGAACUGUCUCAGUGGAAUGUUUUGAGUCAUUGUUGAGCAUUCUUCACUGGAGCUGGACCACCUUAGUCUUAGGAGUUGAAGAACUUAGAGGAUUAAAAGGAUUCCAGUUCACAGCUACCCUUCUAGAUUUAGAGAGACUGCGCUUUGUGGGUACCUGUUGUCUGAGGUUAUUGCGGGUCUAUACCUGUGAAAUUUACCCAGUGUCAGCUACAGGAAAAGCAGUUGUAGAAGAAACUAGCAAAUUAGCAGAGUGUAUUGGAAAAACUAGAACUUUGUUAAGAAAAAUUUUAUCAGAAGGAGUUGAUCACUGCAUGGUGAAGUUGGAUAAUGAUCCUCAAGGAUAUCUCAGUCAACCAUUGAGUCUCCUAGAAGCUGUCCUUCAGGAGUGUCACAAUACUUUCACUGCCUGUUUUCAUUCUUUCUACCCAACUCCUGCCUUACAGUGGGCGUGCCUUUGCGAUCUGCUGAAUUGUUUGGAUCAGGAUAUCCAAGAAGCAAAUUUCAAGACAUCGAGUAGCCGACUCCUUGCAGCUGUUAUGUCAGCUCUGUGCCAUACUUCUGUUAAGCUGACUUCCAUCUUCCCUAUUGCGUAUGAUGGAGAAGUACUCCUGCGAUCAAUUGUUAAACAAGUUAGCACAGAGAAUGACUCAACACUAGUUCAUCGUUUCCCUCUUUUGGUGGCACAUAUGGAAAAACUCAGCCAGAGUGAAGAGAAUAUCUCAGGGAUGACAAGCUUCCGUGAAGUUCUGGAGAAAAUGCUGGUUAUUGUAGUGCUGCCAGUCAGGAACAGCCUGAGGAGAGAAAAUGAACUCUUCUCCUCCCACCUAGUCUCUAACACCUGUGGAUUACUGGCCAGUAUUGUCAGUGAACUGACAGCAUCAGCCCUGGGAUCUGAGGUUGAUGGACUUAAUUCUCUUCACUCUGUAAAAGCUAGUGCUAACCGAUUCACAAAAACGAGUCAGGGAAGAAGUUGGAACACUGGGAAUGGGUCCCCUGAUGCAAUCUGUUUUUCAGUAGACAAACCUGGAAUAGUUGUGGUUGGUUUCUCUGUCUAUGGAGGAGGUGGAAUUCAUGAAUAUGAAUUAGAGGUGUUGGUUGAUGAUAGUGAACAUGCAGGAGAUUCAACUCAUUCCCACAGAUGGACAUCUCUAGAAUUAGUCAAAGGAACUUAUACAACAGACGAUUCACCCAGCGACAUAGCUGAAAUAAGACUUGACAAAGUUGUUCCUUUAAAGGAAAAUGUUAAAUAUGCUGUGCGCUUGAGGAACUAUGGAAGCCGUACAGCCAAUGGAGAUGGAGGAAUGACCACAGUUCAGUGCCCUGAUGGUGUGACAUUUACAUUCAGCACGUGUAGCUUGAGUAGUAACGGCACAAACCAAACUAGAGGACAGAUUCCACAGAUACUCUACUAUAGGAGUGAAUUUGAUGGAGAUUUACAAUCCCAACUUCUGAGUAAAGCUAAUGAAGAAGAUAAAAACUGUAGCAGAGCUCUCUCUGUGGUAAGCACUGUCGUUCGAGCUGCUAAGGACCUCUUGCACAGAGCUCUUGCUGUGGAUGCUGAUGACAUUCCAGAACUGCUUAGUUCUUCCAGUCUGUUUUCCAUGCUGCUUCCCCUUAUUAUAGCCUACAUAGGACCAGUAGCUGCUGCUAUUCCCAAGGUGGCUGUAGAAGUCUUUGGCCUUGUUCAACAAUUACUUCCCUCAGUUGCCAUUUUGAAUCAGAAGUAUGCACCUCCUGCAUUCAAUCCUAAUCAGUCAACAGAUAGUACCACGGGAAACCAGCCUGAACAAGGCCUCUCUGCUUGUACAACCUCUAAUCACUAUGCUGUUAUAGAGAGCGAGCACCCAUAUAAACCUGCCUGUGUGAUGCACUACAAGGUGACAUUCCCAGAAUGUGUCAGGUGGAUGACAAUCGAAUUUGACCCUCAGUGUGGUACUGCCCAGUCAGAAGAUGUCCUCCGUUUGUUGAUUCCUGUCAGAAUUGUUCAGAAUUCAGGAUAUGGACCAAAAUUGACAUCUGUUCAUGAAAAUCUUAAUUCAUGGGUAGAAUUAAAGAAAUUUUCAGGAUCCUCUGGGUGGCCUACUAUGGUUUUAGUGUUGCCUGGAAAUGAGGCCCUUUUUUCAUUGGAGACUGCAUCAGAUUAUGUGAAAGAUGACAAAGCUUCUUUCUAUGGUUUCAAGUGUUUUGCAAUUGGAUAUGAAUUUAGCCCUGGACCUGAUGAGGGAGUCAUUCAGUUGGAAAAAGAAUUAGCCAAUCUUGGUGGAGUUUGUGCAGCAGCUUUGAUGAAAAAGGAUCUAGCGCUUCCUAUUGGUAAUGAAUUAGAGGAAGAUCUUGAAAUUCUUGAAGAGGCUGCAUUGCAGGUGUGCAAAACCCAUUCUGGUAUUCUUGGAAAGGGUUUAGCUCUUUCUCAUUCACCAACUAUAUUAGAGGCACUUGAAGGAAACUUACCACUCCAAAUUCAAAGCAAUGAACAGUCCUUUCUGGAUGAUUUUAUUGCUUGUGUUCCAGGAUCAAGUGGUGGAAGGCUUGCAAGGUGGCUUCAGCCAGAUUCCUAUGCUGACCCUCAGAAAACAUCUUUGAUCCUGAAUAAGGAUGAUAUUCGUUGUGGUUGGCCUACUACCAUAACUGUUCAAACGAAAGACCAGUAUGGGGAUGUGGUACAUGUUCCCAAUAUGAAGGUGGAAGUGAAGGCCGUCCCUGUUUCUCAGAAAAAAACAUCUUUACAGCAAGAGCAAGUAAAGAAACCUCAAAGGAUUCCUGGCAGUCCUGCAGUAACAGCUGCAUCUUCUAAUACUGAUAUGACUUUUGGCGGACUGGCAUCACCAAAGCUGGAUGUUUCAUAUGAACCAAUGAUAGUGAAGGAGGCUCGAUAUAUUGCCAUAACUAUGAUGAAGGUUUAUGAAAAUUAUUCAUUUGAAGAAUUGCGUUUUGCAUCACCAACUCCUAAGAGACCCAGUGAGAAUAUGCUGAUCCGUGUCAAUAAUGAUGGCACUUAUUGUGCAAAUUGGACUCCAGGGGCUAUUGGACUCUACACUAUUCAUGUUACUAUUGAUGGCAUUGAAAUAGAUGCUGGGCUAGAAGUAAAAGUAAAAGACCCACCUAAAGGGAUGAUACCACCUGGAACUCAACUGGUCAAACCAAAGACUGAACCUCAACCAAAUAAGGUUCGAAAAUUUGUGGCCAAGGACAGUGCAGGGCUCCGUAUCCGGAGCCACCCUUCCCUCCAGAGUGAGCAGAUAGGCAUAGUGAAAGUCAAUGGAACCAUCACUUUUAUUGAUGAGAUCCACAAUGAUGAUGGUGUGUGGCUGAGACUGAAUGAUGAGACAAUAAAGAAGUAUGUUCCUAACAUGAAUGGUUACACUGAAGCAUGGUGCCUCUCUUUUAAUCAGCAUCUUGGCAAGAGUCUUCUGGUCCCUGUUGACAAUAUCUUUAAUGCUAGCCAAGGAGUCAGGGAUUUGGACGUAUUUUCAUGGACUUCCAAAGCUUUUUUCCCCCAGGUAACCAAUUCUGAAGGUACAUGGGUGCAGCUGGAUAAGAACAGCAUGGUAGAGUUCUGUGAGAGUGAUGAAGGAGAGGCAUGGUCCUUAGCUAGAGACAGAGGCGGAAACCAGUACCUCCGACAUGAAGAUGAACAAGUACUUCUGGAUCAAAAUUCUCAAACUCCUCCUCCAAGCCCUUUCUCAGUGCAAGCUUUUAAUAAAGGGGCAAGUUGCAGUGCCCAAGGAUUUGAUUAUGGACUUGGAAACAAUAAAGGUGACCGAGGAAAUAUCUCAACAUCUUCCAGACCAGCCUCUACAUCAGGAAAAUCAGAACUGUCCUCUAAACACAGCAGAUCACUUAAACCUGAUGGACGUAUGAGCCGGACUACUGUUGACCAGAAAAAGCCAAGGGGUACAGAAGGUUUAUCUGCUAGUGAAUCCCUCAUGUUAAAAUCUGAUGCUGCAAAGUUGAGGUCAGAUUCCCAUAGUAGGUCAUUGUCCCCCAACCAUAACACCUUGCAGACACUGAAAUCUGAGGGGAGGAUGUCUUCUAGCUUUAGAGCUGAAUCCCCAGGACCAGGUUCUCGGUCAUCAUCUCCUAAGCCAAAGACUCUCCCCGCCAAUAGGUCCAGCCCAUCAGGCACUAGUUCUCCACGCUCCUCCUCACCACAUGAUAAAAAUCUACCUCAAAAAAGCACUGCUCCUGUUAAGACAAAACUUGAUCCUCCUCGGGAACGUUCCAAGUCAGACUCUUACACACUUGAUCCAGACACCCUCCGCAAGAAGAAAAUGCCCCUCACAGAACCGUUAAGGGGAAGGUCAACAUCACCAAAACCAAAAUCGGUACCAAAGGAUUCUAAAGAUUCUCCUGGAUCUGAAAAUAGAGCUCCAUCUCCCCAUGUGGUACAGGAAAACCUUCACAGUGAGGUGGUUGAAGUGUGCACCUCAAGUACUUUAAAAACAAAUAGUCUAACAGACAGUACUUGUGAUGAAAGUAGUGAAUUUAAGAGUGUAGACGAAGGUUCAAAUAAAGUUCAUUUUAGCAUAGGAAAAGCACCACUGAAAGAUGAACAGGAAAUGAGAGCAUCCCCCAAAAUAAGUCGAAAAUGUGCUAAUAGACACACUAGGCCCAAAAAAGAAAAAUCUAGUUUUCUUUUCAAAGGAGAUGGAUCCAAAUCUUUAGAGCCAGCCAAGCAAGCCAUGUCUCCUUCUGUGGCUGAGUGCGCCAGAGCUGUCUUUGCCUCUUUCCUGUGGCAUGAAGGCAUAGUACACGAUGCAAUGGCUUGUUCUUCUUUCCUGAAAUUUAAUCCUGAACUUUCCAAAGAACAUGCCCCUAUAAGGAGUAGUUUAAAUAGCCAACAGCCUACAGAGGAAAAAGAAACAAAGUUAAAAAAUAGACACUCAUUGGAAAUAUCAUCUGCACUGAAUAUGUUUAAUAUUUCACCUCAUGGACCAGAUAUAUCUAAGAUGGGUAGCAUCAACAAAAAUAAGGUGUUGUCCAUGCUUAAGGAACCGCCUCUGCAUGAAAAGUGUGAGGAUGGGAAAACCGAAGCCACUUUUGAAAUGUCUGUGCAUCACACAAUGAAGUCUAAAUCUCCUCUUCCCUUAACUUUACAACAUUUAGUGGCUUUUUGGGAAGACAUCUCUUUGGCUACAAUCAAAGCUGCUUCCCAGAAUAUGAUUUUUCCAAGUCCUGGUUCCUGUGCUGUCCUUAAAAAGAAAGAGUGUGAGAAAGAGAAUAAGAAAGCCAAAAAGGAAAAAAAGAAAAAAGAAAAGGCAGAAGUUAGGCCCAGGGGUAAUUUGUUUGGAGAGAUGGCCCAGCUGGCAGUAGGAGGACCAGAGAAAGACACCAUCUGUGAGCUCUGUGGAGAGUCACAUCCUUACCCGGUGACCUAUCACAUGAGACAAGCUCACCCAGGACUGGAUUCUAAAGAUUCUCCUGGAUCUGAAAAUAGAGCUCCAUCUCCCCAUGUGGUACAGGAAAACCUUCACAGUGAGGUGGUUGAAGUGCAUCAUCAUGAAAAUUUUGUGGGCUAUCAAGAUGACAACCUAUUCCAGGAUGAAAUGAGAUAUCUACGGUCAACAUCUGUACCUGCCCCGUACAUAUCAGUAACCCCAGAUGCAAGUCCUAAUGUAUUUGAAGAGCCAGAGAGCAAUAUGAAGUCUAUGCCACCAAGUUUGGAAACCAGUCCCAUAACUGACACUGAUCUCGCAAAGAGAACUGUCUUCCAAAGAUCAUACUCAGUUGUUGCUUCUGAAUAUGAUAAACAACACUCCAUUUUACCUGCACGAGUUAAAGCCAUUCCUAGAAGAAGAGUUAACAGUGGAGACACUGAAGUUGGUUCUUCCCUGUUGAGACAUCCAUCUCCUGAGCUUUCUCGACUAAUCUCAGCCCACAGCUCUCUUUCUAAAGGAGAACGAAAUUUCCAAUGGCCAGUUUUAGCUUUUGUUAUACAGCAUCAUGAUCUAGAAGGUCUUGAAAUAGCAAUGAAACAAGCCUUAAGGAAAUCUGCGUGUCGAGUUUUUGCUAUGGAGGCUUUCAACUGGCUUCUGUGUAAUGUCAUCCAAACCACUUCUCUUCAUGAUAUUCUAUGGCAUUUUGUGGCAUCACUGACUCCUGCUCCAGUGGAACCAGAAGAGGAGGAGGAUGAAGAAAAUAAAACAAACAAAGAAAAUUCAGAACAAGAGAAAGACACAAGAGUAUGCGAACAUCCACUCUCAGACAUAGUGAUUGCAGGUGAAGCCGCUCAUCCUUUGCCUCAUACAUUUCACCGCCUGCUUCAAACCAUCUCCGAUCUUAUGAUGUCUCUCCCCAGUGGCAGUUCAUUACAACAAAUGGCUCUGAGAUGCUGGAGUCUCAAAUUCAAACAAUCUGAUCACCAGUUUCUCCAUCAGAGUAAUGUCUUUCACCACAUUAACAAUAUUUUGUCAAAAUCAGAUGAUGGCGAUAGUGAAGAGAGUUUUAGCAUCAGUAUACAGUCUGGCUUUGAAGCUAUGAGUCAGGAAUUAUGCAUAGUAAUGUGCUUAAAGGACUUAACCAGCAUUGUUGACAUAAAAACUUCAAGCCGACCUGCGAUGAUUGGCAGUUUGACAGAUGGCUCCACAGAAACCUUUUGGGAAUCAGGAGAUGAAGAUAAAAACAAAACUAAGAACAUCACCAUCAACUGUGUAAAAGGAAUCAAUGCCCGCUAUGUAUCUGUUCAUGUGGACAAUUCCCGAGAUCUUGGGAAUAAAGUUACCUCAAUGACCUUCUUAACUGGCAAAGCAGUAGAAGAUUUAUGCAGAAUAAAGCAGGUUGAUCUGGAUUCUAGGCAUAUUGGUUGGGUAACAAGUGAACUUCCAGGAGGGGAUAAUCAUAUCAUCAAAAUUGAAUUAAAGGGCCCAGAAAAUACACUAAGAGUUCGACAAGUCAAAGUCCUGGGCUGGAAAGAUGGUGAAAGCACAAAAAUCGCUGGCCAGAUUUCCGCCAGUGUUGCCCAGCAAAGGAACUGUGAAGCUGAGACUCUACGAGUAUUCAGACUUAUUACAUCUCAAGUAUUUGGAAAGCUCAUCUCUGGAGAUGCUGAACCUACACCAGAACAAGAGGAAAAAGCACUCCUGUCCUCACCUGAAGGAGAGGAAAAAGUAUACAAUGCAACAUCAGAUGCUGACCUGAAAGAACAUAUGGUUGGGAUCAUAUUCAGCAGGAGUAAACUGACUAACUUACAAAAACAGGUGUGUGCUCACAUCGUCCAAGCUAUUCGCAUGGAAGCCACCAGAGUCCGUGAAGAAUGGGAGCAUGCCAUAUCAAGCAAGGAAAAUGCCAAUUCUCAGCCAAAUGAUGAAGAUGCCUCCUCUGAUGCUUACUGCUUUGAGCUGCUCUCUAUGGUUUUAGCAUUGAGUGGGUCUAAUGUUGGCCGACAGUAUCUGGCUCAACAGCUAACUCUGCUUCAGGAUCUCUUUUCCCUGCUUCACACAGCCUCUCCCAGAGUCCAGAGACAGGUGACCUCUUUACUAAGACGAGUUUUGCCUGAAGUGACCCCCAGUCGCCUGGCCAGCAUCAUAGGAGUGAAAUCCCUUCCCCCAGCAGAUAUCAGUGAUAUCAUUCACUCAACAGAAAAAGGAGAUUGGAAUAAGCUGGGUAUCUUGGACAUGUUUCUAGGAUGCAUUGCCAAAGCACUCACUGUGCAGCUAAAAGCCAAAGGAACCACCAUCACAGGGACAGCUGGUACCACCGUGGGCAAAGGAGUUACGACAGUUACUCUUCCAAUGAUUUUCAAUUCCAGUUAUCUUCGACGAGGUGAAAGUCAUUGGUGGAUGAAGGGCUCAACUCCUACCCAGAUCUCAGAGAUCAUCAUUAAACUUAUCAAGGAUAUGGCAGCAGGUCAUCUGUCAGAAGCUUGGUCCCGAGUGACAAAAAAUGCUAUUGCAGAAACCAUCAUUGCCUUGACUAAGAUGGAAGAAGAAUUUAGGUCUCCAGUGAGAUGUAUUGCAACAACUAGACUCUGGCUCGCUCUAGCGUCACUGUGUGUUCUUGAUCAGGACCAUGUAGAUCGUCUCUCCUCAGGGAGAUGGAUGGGAAAAGAUGGGCAACAAAAACAAAUGCCUAUGUGUGAUAAUCACGAUGAUGGUGAAACUGCAGCAAUCAUUUUAUGCAAUGUCUGUGGAAAUUUAUGUACUGACUGUGACAGAUUCCUUCAUCUUCAUCGACGAACCAAAACUCAUCAAAGACAGGUAUUCAAAGAAGAAGAAGAAGCUAUAAAGGUUGAUCUUCAUGAAGGUUGUGGUAGAACCAAAUUGUUCUGGUUGAUGGCACUGGCAGAUUCUAAAACAAUGAAGGCAAUGGUGGAAUUCCGAGAACACACAGGUAAACCCACCACAAGUAGCUCGGAAGCAUGUCGUUUCUGUGGUUCCAGGAGUGGAACAGAGUUAUCUGCAGUUGGCAGUGUUUGUUCCGAUGCAGAUUGCCAGGAAUAUGCUAAGAUAGCCUGUAGUAAGACACAUCCUUGUGGACACCCAUGUGGAGGUGUUAAAAAUGAAGAGCAUUGUUUGCCCUGUCUACACGGCUGUGAUAAAAGUGCCACCACACUGAAGCAGGAUGCAGAUGACAUGUGCAUGAUAUGUUUCACUGAAGCACUCUCUGCAGCACCAGCCAUUCAGCUGGACUGUAGUCACGUGUUCCACUUACAGUGCUGUCGGCGAGUUUUAGAAAAUAGAUGGCUCGGCCCAAGGAUAACAUUUGGAUUUAUAUCUUGUCCUAUUUGCAAGAACAAAAUAAACCACAUAGUAUUAAAAGAUCUGCUUGAUCCAAUAAAAGAACUCUAUGAGGAUGUCAGAAGAAAAGCCUUAAUGAGAUUGGAAUAUGAAGGUCUGCAUAAGAGUGAAGCUAUCACAACUCCUGGUGUGAGGUUUUAUAAUGACCCAGCUGGCUACGCAAUGAAUAGAUACGCAUAUUAUGUCUGCUACAAAUGCAGAAAGGCGUAUUUUGGUGGUGAAGCUCGCUGUGAUGCUGAGGCUGGACAAGGGGAUGAUUAUGAUCCCAGAGAGCUCAUUUGUGGUGCCUGUUCUGAUGUGUCCAGGGCUCAGAUGUGUCCUAAACAUGGCACAGACUUUUUAGAAUAUAAAUGUCGCUACUGCUGUUCAGUGGCUGUCUUUUUCUGUUUUGGAACAACACAUUUUUGUAAUGCUUGUCAUGAUGAUUUUCAAAGAAUGACUAGCAUUCCUAAGGAAGAACUACCACACUGUCCUGCAGGUCCCAAAGGCAAACAGUUAGAAGGAACUGAAUGUCCGCUCCAUGUUGUUCAUCCACCCACCGGCGAAGAGUUUGCUCUGGGGUGUGGAGUGUGCCGAAAUGCUCACACUUUUUAGAACACUCAGAUCCUUUGUCUACAGAAAGAAAAGUUGCCUUCAUCCCCCAAGAGGAUGCGGUGAAGUUUAAACUCUGCUCAGGAUAAGUACGGGACCAUUUUUACAUCCAUGAAAAUGAACCAUUCACAGUGCAAGAAGGAUGCCAAAUACCAUGUACAUAAUUCUUGCUAUGGAAAGUUUCCCCAUUACUUUGGUUUCUCUUCUUUUGAACCAAGACAUCAAACUUGUGAGGUGUUUGCAUGUGGCCAUUACCGUCAUUGGCCUGUGAAACAUUGGACAUUUAUAGAUAAUUGAUAUAAAAAAAAAUCACCAUGCCCAUGGACUAAGAAUGAUGCUGGCUUUCAAGCAAAAAAGAAAAAUAAUCAUUGUUUAUUGUAUACUGCCUUUUUGUAAUCCUGUACAAUUGCAUCACAGGUGGGGAUAAAAAGAGGAAUAUUCUGGUUUAUUUCCUAGACUGUUAUUUAAAAAAAAAAAUUGUGUUAGGACAGCAUAUAAAUGUAAUAAGUAUCACACUGUAUAUAAAGAUAUCAAUGUUUGUCCUGUAUAAGAAUUACUAAAUUACAAAUGCAGUUUCAUUUAAACUUC
Molecule: messenger RNA, 13917 nt
Organism: Propithecus coquereli (Coquerel's sifaka)
Lineage: Eukaryota; Metazoa; Chordata; Mammalia; Primates; Indriidae
Gene: MYCBP2
Product: MYC binding protein 2, E3 ubiquitin protein ligase
Exons: 80
Coding region: 1-13332 (4443 amino acids)
Cellular component (GO): nucleus
Source: RefSeq, a predicted model, not a curated record